Molecule: messenger RNA, 5017 nt
Organism: Prionailurus viverrinus (fishing cat)
Lineage: Eukaryota; Metazoa; Chordata; Mammalia; Carnivora; Felidae
Gene: PPFIA3
Product: PTPRF interacting protein alpha 3
Exons: 28
Coding region: 569-4126 (1185 amino acids)
Biological process (GO): synapse organization
Cellular component (GO): presynaptic active zone
Molecular function (GO): protein binding
Source: RefSeq, a predicted model, not a curated record
UGGCAUGCCGGCGUCUAGAUUCCCAGGUGUACCUCUUCAAAGACCAAGGCGACUGUCUGCCUCCUCUCCCAGGUUCCAGGGCCCUCCAGCCCCUCCUCUUCUCACUGGAGUCCAAGACCCCAGUUCCAGGUUUUGGACAUAGUCUGCACAUUGGGUGGGGCUGGGAACUAUCCACUCUCAGAACCGGUUAUGCUGCUGCCUGAAGGGACAGAAGGAAAGGAGGGAACAGAGCGAAAGUCCCUUCUGCUUUCCACCGGGCCAGCUGGACCCGUCUGACCUGAUGUGUGUGGAGGGAGCGGCUCAGGAGACCUCCCUUUAUCUCCGCCCACAGCUCAUGCACCCAGAUUCCUGGGACCUGGGGGCCUGGACUCCUAGGUUCUGGGGGAAGAGGGGUCUGAAGGCUGGGAUUUCUGGGUCUGAGGUUGGAGACUGAAAGCUCAGAUUCUUGUGUCCCUGUCUGACCCCCAGGAUUGGGGAAGAAGCGGCUGGAGGCUCAGACUCCUGGGUCUAGGGGAAAGAAGGGAAUUGGGGACCUAGCCUCCUGUGACCUGAGGCCAGCACCGCCGCCAUGAUGUGCGAGGUGAUGCCCACCAUCAGCGAGGAUGGCCGGCGGGGCUCGGCGCUGGGCCCGGACGAGGCGGGCGGCGAGCUGGAGCGCCUUAUGGUCACGAUGCUCACGGAGCGCGAGCGCCUGCUGGAGACGCUGCGCGAGGCGCAGGACGGGCUGGCUACGGCACAGUUGCGGCUGCGCGAGCUGGGCCACGAGAAGGACUCGCUGCAGCGCCAGCUCAGCAUCGCUCUGCCCCAGGAGUUUGCGGCUCUGACGAAAGAGCUGAACUUAUGUCGGGAGCAGCUGCUGGAGCGGGAGGAAGAGAUUGCAGAGCUGAAGGCGGAGCGGAACAACACGCGGCUUCUCCUUGAACACCUGGAAUGCCUGGUGUCCAGGCACGAGAGGUCACUGCGCAUGACCGUGGUAAAGCGCCAGGCCCAGUCCCCGGGUGGGGUCUCUUCCGAGGUGGAGGUGCUCAAGGCUCUAAAAUCCCUCUUCGAGCAUCACAAGGCCCUGGAUGAGAAGGUCCGGGAGCGGCUGCGGAUGGCGCUGGAGCGGGUGGCGGUGCUGGAGGAGGAGUUGGAGCUAAGCAAUCAGGAGACCCUGAGCCUUCGAGAGCAGCUGUCUAGGCGCCGGUCGGGGCUGGAGGAGCCCGGCAAGGAGGGGGAUGGGCAGCCCCUUGCCAACGGCCUUGGUCCUGGCGGGGAUUCGAACCGGCGCACCGCGGAGCUGGAGGAGGCCCUGGAGAGGCAGCGUGCGGAGGUGUGCCAGCUGCGGGAGCGCCUGGCGGUGUUGUGCCGCCAGAUGAGCCAGCUGGAGGAGGAGCUGGGCACCGCCCACCGCGAGCUGGGUAAGGCCGAGGAAGCUAACGCCAAGCUCCAGCGCGACCUCAAGGAGGCGCUUGCGCAGCGGGAGGAUAUGGAGGAGCGGAUCACGACGCUGGAGAAGCGCUACCUGAGUGCCCAGCGUGAGGCCACGUCGCUGCACGACGCCAACGACAAGCUGGAGAACGAGCUGGCCAGCAAGGAGUCGCUGUACCGGCAGAGUGAAGAGAAGAGCCGUCAGCUAGCCGAGUGGCUGGACGACGCCAAGCAGAAGCUUCAGCAGACGCUGCAAAAGGCCGAGACCUUGCCUGAGAUAGAGGCCCAGCUGGCCCAGCGUGUGGCUGCGCUCAACAAAGCCGAGGAACGUCAUGGGAAUUUCGAGGAGCGGCUUCGGCAGCUGGAGGCCCAGUUGGAGGAAAAGAACCAGGAGCUGCAACGGGCCCGGCAGCGGGAGAAGAUGAACGAUGACCACAACAAGCGGCUGUCAGAGACAGUGGACAAAUUGCUGAGCGAGUCCAAUGAACGGUUACAGCUGCACCUCAAGGAGCGCAUGGGGGCGCUGGAGGAGAAGAAUUCACUGAGUGAGGAGAUCGCCAACAUGAAGAAGCUUCAGGACGAACUGCUGCUCAACAAGGAGCAGCUCUUGGCAGAGAUGGAGCGGAUGCAGAUGGAGAUCGACCAGCUGCGGGGCAGGCCACCAUCCUCCUACUCCAGGUCUCUCCCCGGUAGUGCCCUGGAACUUCGUUACUCCCAGGCACCCACAUUACCUUCUGGUGCCCACCUGGACCCCUAUGGGGCCGGCAGUGGCCGGGCAGGCAAGAGGGGCCGCUGGUCAGGGGUCAAGGAUGAGUCCUCCAAGGAGUGGGAGCGGUCUGCCCCUGCGGGGUCCAUGCCACCCCCGUUCCCUGGGGAGCUGGAUGGCUCAGACGAAGAGGAGGCUGAGGGGAUGUUUGGAGCUGAGCUACUUUCCCCCAGCGGACAGGCCGACGUGCAGACGCUGGCCAUCAUGCUUCAAGAGCAGCUGGAAGCCAUUAACAAGGAGAUCAAGCUCAUCCAAGAGGAGAAGGAGACAACAGAACAAAGGGCUGAGGAGCUGGAGAGCCGGGUGUCUGGCUCUGGCCUGGACUCACUGGGCCGCUACCGCAGUAGCUGCUCACUGCCCCCCUCCCUCACUACCUCUACCCUUGCCAGCCCCUCCCCUCCCAGCUCUGGCCACUCAACACCCCGUCUGGCACCUCCUAGCCCUGCCCGCGAGGGCACCGACAAAGCUAAUCAUGUCCCCAAGGAGGAAGCUGGUGCUCCACGAGGGGAGGGACCAGCCAUCCCAGGAGACACCCCACCUCCCACUCCCCGCUCUGCCCGUCUUGAGAGAAUGACGCAGGCCUUGGCACUGCAAGCAGGAUCCCUGGAAGAUGGGGGACCUUCACGGGGAAGUGAAGGCACCCCAGAUUCCCUGCACAAAGCCCCCAAGAAGAAGAGCAUCAAGUCAUCCAUAGGCCGUCUCUUUGGCAAGAAGGAGAAGGGACGAAUGGGACCACCAGGCCGGGACAGCUCUUCUCUGGCAGGAACACCCUCAGACGAGACACUGGCCACGGAUCCUCUGGGGCUAGCCAAGCUGACAGGCCCAGGAGACAAGGACCGAAGGAACAAGAGGAAGCACGAACUUCUGGAAGAGGCCUGCCGCCAGGGCCUGCCCUUCGCCGCUUGGGAUGGGCCCACCGUGGUCUCCUGGCUGGAGCUGUGGGUAGGCAUGCCUGCAUGGUAUGUGGCCGCCUGCCGGGCCAACGUCAAGAGCGGUGCCAUCAUGGCCAACCUGUCGGACACGGAGAUCCAGCGGGAGAUUGGCAUCAGCAACCCCCUGCACCGGCUCAAGCUGCGCCUCGCCAUCCAGGAAAUGGUCUCCCUCACCUCGCCCUCAGCGCCCGCCUCCUCCCGCACGUCCACAGGAAACGUGUGGAUGACACACGAGGAGAUGGAGUCCCUUACGGCAACGACCAAGCCUAUCCUGGCAUAUGGUGACAUGAACCACGAGUGGGUGGGCAACGACUGGCUGCCCAGCCUGGGCCUGCCCCAAUACCGAAGCUACUUCAUGGAGUCGCUGGUGGAUGCCCGCAUGUUGGAUCAUCUCAACAAGAAGGAGCUCCGGGGUCAACUCAAGAUGGUGGACAGCUUCCACAGGGUGAGUCUGCAUUAUGGGAUCAUGUGCCUGAAACGGCUCAAUUACGACCGGAAGGACUUGGAGCGGAGGCGGGAAGAGAGUCAGACCCAGAUCCGAGACGUGAUGGUGUGGUCCAAUGAGCGGGUCAUGGGUUGGGUGUCCGGACUGGGACUGAAGGAAUUCGCCACGAACCUCACGGAGAGCGGGGUGCACGGGGCGCUUCUCGCCCUGGACGAGACCUUCGACUACUCCGACCUGGCCUUGCUCCUGCAGAUCCCCACGCAGAAUGCGCAGGCCCGGCAGCUCCUGGAGAAGGAAUUCAGCAACCUCAUCUCCUUGGGCACAGACAGGCGGCUGGACGAGGACAGCGCCAAGUCCUUCAGCCGCUCCCCAUCCUGGCGGAAGAUGUUCCGAGAGAAGGACCUCCGAGGCGUAACCCCCGAUUCAGCUGAGAUGUUGCCCCCCAACUUUCGUUCGGCCGCAGCAGGGGCCUUGGGAUCUCCGGGGCUCCCUCUCCGCAAGCUGCAGCCGGAAGGCCAGACUUCUGGGAGUUCCCGGGCAGACGGCGUUUCGGUCCGGACCUAUUCCUGCUAGUGUAGGCCUCCAGGUGAGGACUGUACAGGGCGAUCUUGGGGGUCCGGGGCGGCACAAUGGAUCUUCACUGCUCCACGUACUGCCCCGGCGUCAAUGCAGGUGACCUCCCUCGGACGGAAGAAUCUUCCAGAGGCUGGGCUGUUCCCCCUCCUGCCCAGAGUAUGGUCUCGCCGGGGAGAGCGGGCGGGGGAGCUCGCGCCGCGGACCGGACCAUCUGUACAGACAAGCGGGGAGUGCGCGUCCCCGCCUCUCAAAAGGACUGGGCCUGGACCAAACCACACGAACUGGACUGAGAGGGGGAAAGAAGAGGGCGGGAAGAAAUCCCGCCCCAAACUUCCGCCUCCCUUUUCUCUACUUUGUAAUUUAUUGAGCAGUUUCCGAUGGGAGAUGGGGGCCCUUUCCCCGCGGGAAGGGAGCGGGGCUUCCCUCCCGGGCCGCAUGCUAGGAGAGGCUGCCCGCUCCCCUUUUUCCUCCCCCGUCGCGGGGCCCAAGUCUUCCUUCUUCGUCCGACAGGAGGGGAGGGGGGACUCGCUGCUACAAGCCUCGCCCCACGUGCCACUCAUCCCCGCCCCGCCGGGUCAGGUCGCCGGUGCCUGGGGUCAGCUGCGGGCGGAGUCCCCUCUUCCUCCCCAGUGUCUCGUGUCCCCGGGGCCUCUCCGCCCCCCGUGCUGUGGCCGUGUCCGUGCCCCGGGGGUAGGGGGUGCAGAACUGCGCUCCCGGUUCCCCUCCGGCUCCGGGGUUUGCAUGGGAGAAUCCUCUUUCCACGAUGCCACUGGGCGACGUGGCGUGGGGGGAGGGAGGAAGGUGGGGGAGCCCUCGCCCGAGACUCUUGGUCGGCCUCCCUGCCCCAGGCGUCACUCAGUGAUCACGGGUAAAGAGAACUGUUUCAAA